AUGUACUUCUUCCUCAGUAAUCUGUCCUUUAUAGACCUCUGCUAUGUCACCUCCACAGUCCCUAAACUGCUCUUCAGUUUCUUCCGAGAAAAGCAAACCAUCAGCGUUGUGGGCUGUGCAGUUCAAUAUUUCUUCUUUUCAAUGUUGGCGACAAGUGAAUCUUGCCUCAUGACAGCCAUGGCCUAUGACAGGUAUGCUGCCAUUUGUAACCCACUGCUCUAUGCAUCCAUCAUGUCACCCACCCUCUGUGUUUGGAUGGUGAUGGGAAGCUAUUCAGCAGGUCUCAUGGGUUCUUUAUGUCAGAUUUGUGCCUUGCUGCAGCUCCACUUCUGUGGACCUAAUGUCAUCAGGCACUUCUUCUGUGAUGUAUCCCAUCUUGUACAUCUAUCCUGCACACACACUUUCUUUGUGGAUGUCUUACUCAUAAUAUUAACAACAAUCUUUGGGAUUAUGAAUGCCUUAGUUAUCAUGAUAUCGUAUUCACAUCAUUGUGCUUCUCACCUGACAGCUGUUUCUCUCUUCUAUGGUUCUGGUGUCUUUGCCUAUCUGAGUUCCAGCUCUGGGGUUUCCUCCAGCUUUGACAGAUUCGUUUCCAUAAUCUAUACUGCAGUGAUUCCCAUGUUGAACCCCUUGAUUUACAGUCUGAGGAACAAGGAAAUCAAAGAUGCCAUGAAGAGGUUUCAGAAGAAGAAAGGCAAUGGCUAA
This is a messenger RNA of Nannospalax galili (Upper Galilee mountains blind mole rat), 705 nucleotides long. RefSeq names its product olfactory receptor 5AN1-like. NCBI's taxonomy places the organism in Eukaryota, Metazoa, Chordata, Mammalia, Rodentia, Spalacidae. Gene Ontology annotation, biological process: sensory perception of smell; G protein-coupled receptor signaling pathway. The record is from RefSeq and is a predicted model, not a curated record. Gene Ontology annotation, molecular function: odorant binding; G protein-coupled receptor activity; olfactory receptor activity. The transcript has a single exon. Bases 1 to 705 code for a protein of 234 amino acids. Gene Ontology annotation, cellular component: membrane.